Molecule: messenger RNA, 10776 nt
Organism: Vicia faba (fava bean)
Lineage: Eukaryota; Viridiplantae; Streptophyta; Magnoliopsida; Fabales; Fabaceae
Source: the annotation of a GenBank genome assembly
AUGACAACGCUAAGAUCGAAUUGGCCUUCAAGGUUGCGGCAACUUCUGUCCAGUGAAGGUGCCAUUGGUCCUUCAAUCAAGCUGGAUUCUGAGCCUCCUCCUAAAGUCAAAGCCUUUAUUGAAAAGGUCAUCCAGUGUCCGUUACAAGAUAUUGCUAUACCACUAUCUGGCUUUCGGUGGGAGUAUGACAAGGGGAAUUUUCAUCACUGGAGACCAUUGCUACUUCAUUUUAAUACCUACUUCAAGACUUAUUUGUUGUGUAGAAACGAUCUUACUUUGUUAGAUAAUCUAGAAGAUGACAGUCCAUUACCUAAACACGCUGUUCUGCAAAUAUUACGGGUGAUGCAAACAAUUUUGGAGAACUGUCCAAACAGGAGCACCUUUGAUGGCAUAGAGCAUUUCAAACUUUUGCUAGCAUCUACCGAUCCUGAGAUUCUUAUUGCGGCAUUAGAAACUCUUUCUGCACUUGUAAAAAUUAAUCCCUCUAAGCUUCAUGGAAAUGCAAAGAUGGUUGGCUGUGGUUCAGUGAACAGCUCUCUCUUAUCCCUAGCACAGGGAUGGGGAAGCAAGGAGGAGGGCCUAGGAUUGUACUCUUGUGUAAUGGCUAAUGAGAAAGCUCAAAAUGAGGCACUAAGCUUGUUUCCUUCUGAUGUAGAAAUUGGCUGUGAUCAAUCUAAUUAUCGCAUAGGUACUACUCUUUAUUUUGAAUUGCAUGGACCUAGUGCUCAAAGUGAAGAACUCAGUGCAGAUACAAUUCCCCGUGGCUUGAGAGUCAUACAUAUGCCAGAUUUGCAUCUCCGCAAAGAAGAUGAUUUGUCAUUGUUAAAGCAAUGCAUUGAACAAUAUAACGUUCCUUCCGAGCUCAGAUUUUCGUUGCUCUCUAGAAUUAGAUAUGCUCACGCCUUUCGGUCUCCUAGAAUAUGCAGACUUUACAGCAGGAUAUGCCUACUUUCUUUCAUUGUGCUUGUCCAAUCUGGCGAUGCUCAUGAAGAACUCGUGUCCUUUUUUGCUAAUGAACCGGAAUAUACAAAUGAAUUAAUUAGAGUUGUGCGAUCUGAAGAAACUAUAUCUGGAUCUAUCAGAACACUUGCAAUGCUUGCAUUAGGAGCCCAGUUGGCAGCGUAUACUUCAUCGCAUGAACGGGCACGGAUACUUAGUGGAUCUAGUUCAAGUUUUGCUGGUGGGAACCGUAUGAUACUCCUGAAUGUGCUCCAGAGGGCUAUUUUGUCAUUAAAAAAUUCUAGUGAUCCAUCUACUCUUGCCUUUGUUGAGGCACUUCUUCAGUUCUAUCUGCUUCAUGUUGUUUCAACGUCAACUUCUGGGAGUAGUAUCAGAGGUUCUGGCAUGGUACCUACAUUCUUGCCGCUUCUUGAAGAUGCUGAUCCUGCACAUGUUCAUUUAGUCUGUUUUGCUGUAAAAACCCUUCAGAAGCUGAUGGAUUAUAGUAGCUCAGCUGUAUCUUUGUUUAAAGAGUUGGGAGGCAUUGAACUUUUGGCUCAGAGAUUAUGGAAAGAAGUACAAAGGGUCAUUGAAUUAGUUGGAGAAAAUGAUAACAUGUCUCUCACUGUCGAAAGCUCAAGGUAUAGUACUGAUCAGCUGUACUCCCAGAAGAGGCUCAUAAAGGUCUCCCUCAAGGCACUUGGUUCUGCAACAUAUGCGCCUGCAAAUGCCGCAAGAUCUCAAUAUUCUAAUGACAAUUCACUGCCUGCUACUCUAAGCUUAAUAUUUCAAAAUGUAGAUAAGUUUGGAGGCGAUGUUUAUUACUCAGCUGUUACUGUUAUGAGUGAAAUAAUCCAUAAAGAUCCUACAUGUUUUUCUAUUCUGCACGAUAUGGGUCUUCCUGAUGCUUUUUUGUCGUCAGUUGGAUCUGAUCUACUUCCUUCAUCAAAGGCUUUGACAUGCAUUCCAAAUGGUCUUGGGGCCAUUUGUCUCAAUGCCAAAGGGUUAGAGGCUGUUAGAGAAUCUUCAUCACUGCGGUUCCUUGUUGAUAUUUUCACUAGCAAAAAGUAUGUCUUAGCCAUGAAUGAGGCUAUUGUUCCGUUGGCAAAUGCUGUGGAGGAACUUCUACGCCACGUGUCUUCAUUGAGAAGUACCGGUGUUGAUAUUAUCAUUGAAAUCAUCCAUAAGAUUGCAUCUUUUGGUGAUGAAAAUGGUACAGGAACUUCUGGAAAAGCUAAUGAGGGUACUGCAAUGGAAACAGAUUCUGAAGUCAAAGAGAAUGAAGGUCAUGGUUGCCUUGUAGGCAAAUCAUGUUCAGCUGCUGAAGGCAUAAGUGAUGAACAGUUUAUUCAGCUAUGUGUCUUUCAUUUGAUGGUAUUGAUUCAUAGGACUAUGGAAAAUUCUGAAACAUGCCGACUAUUUGUGGAAAAAUCAGGAAUUGAAGCUUUGUUGAAGUUGUUAUUACGAUCCACUAUUGCUCAAUCGUCAGAUGGCAUGUCCAUUGCUUUACACAGCACCAUGGUGUUUAAGGGGUUUGCUCAACAUCACUCCACUCCUCUUGCAAAAGCCUUCUGUUCCUCUCUCAGAGAACACUUGAAGAAAACAUUAACUGGGUUUAGUGAAGCUUCAGAACCUUUGUUGCUGGAUCCUAGGAUGACAAAUGAUGGUGGCAUGUUUUCCUCACUCUUCCUUGUUGAGUUCCUACUCUUUCUUGCUGCAGCGAAAGACAACCGUUGGGUGAGUGCGUUGCUUACCGAAUUUGGAAAUGGCAGUAAGGAUGUUCUUGAAGAUAUUGGACGUGUCCACCGGGAAGUUCUAUGGCAAAUUGCUCUACUUGAAAAUAAGAAGCAAGGGAUUGAGGAAGAUGGUUCUUGUUCUUCUGAUUCACAACAUGCUGAACGGGAUGCAGGUGAAUCCGAGGAGCAAAGGAUCAAUUCUUUCAGGCAGUUACUUGAUCCUUUAUUGAGGAGGAGGACAUCGGGAUGGAGCAUUGAAUCUCAGUUUUUUGACCUUAUAAACCUAUAUCGAGAUUUGGGCCGUUCCACUGGUUCUCAACAUCGAUCUAUUUCUGCUGGGCCAAAUAUGCGGUCAAGUUCCAGUAAUCAGUUGCAUCAUUCUGGAUCGGAUGAUAAUGCUGAGUUUGCUAAUAAGGAAUCUGACAAGCAUAUGUCGUAUUAUACCUCUUGUUGUGACAUGGUCAGAUCACUUUCAUUUCACAUUACCCAUUUGUUCCAAGAGUUAGGAAAAGUAAUGUUGCUACCAUCACGUCGACGUGAUGAUAUUGUGAAUGUAAGUCCUGCCUCAAAAUCAGUGGCUUCUACUUUGGCAUCAAUUGCUCUAGAUCACAUGAAUUAUGGGGGCCAUGUAAAUCUUUCGGGAACAGAAGAAUCAAUAUCAACAAAGUGUCGGUAUUUUGGGAAAGUGAUUGAUUUCGUAGAUAGUAUGCUAAUGGAGAGGCCAGAUUCAUGCAAUCCUGUUCUCUUGAAUUGCUUGUAUGGAAGUGGAGUUAUUCAAUCUGUGUUGACCACCUUUGAAGCUACUAGUCAGCUGCUCUUUGCAGUUAAUCGCGUCCCUGCCUCGCCUAUGGAUACUGAUGAUGCAAAUGCAAAGCAAGACGACAAGGAGGAUACUAAUAACUCAUGGAUUUAUGGCUCUUUAGCUAGUUAUGGGAAAUUGAUGGACCAUCUAGUAACAUCAUCUUUUAUAUUAUCAUCAUUCACUAAGCAUUUGCUUGCACAACCCCUUUCAAAUAGUGACACACCUUUCCCAAGGGACCCUGAGACUUUUAUGAAAGUCCUCCAAUCCACAGUGUUGAAGACCGUGCUUCCUGUUUGGACUCAUCCCCAGUUUGGUGACUGCAGUUACGAAUUUAUUUCUGCAGUUAUCUCUAUCAUUAGGCAUGUUUAUUCAGGGGUUGAAGUAAAAAAUGUAAAUGGCAGUGGUGGUUCUCGUAUUACUGGACCGCCUCCUAAUGAAACAACUAUUUCUACCAUUGUAGAGAUGGGUUUUUCGCGGUCUAGAGCAGAGGAAGCUUUGAGACACGUUGGGUCAAAUAGUGUAGAGUUGGCAAUGGAGUGGUUGUUCUCACAUCCAGAGGAAGUACCAGAAGAUGAUGAACUUGCCCGGGCACUUGCAAUGUCCCUUGGAAGCUCUGAAUCAGACACCAAAGAUGCAGUUCCAAAUUCAAAUGCAAAUACAUCUGCUCAGCAGCUUGAAGAAGAGAUAGUCCAAUUUCCUUCUGUUGAUGAAUUGUUAUCUACCUGCACAAAACUUCUGAUGAAAGAACCUCUUGCUUUUCCUGUCCGCGACUUGCUUGUGAUGAUAUGCUCCCAGGAUGAUGAUCCCGUGGCACGAGAAGCUGCUUCCAAAAGUGGAUUGAUCAGAAUUGCCUCCGAUCUACUCAACCAGUGGGAUUCUAGUCUUGAUAGCAAGGAGAAACAGCAGGUGCCAAAAUGGGUCACAGCUGCUUUUCUUGCCUUAGACAGGUUGUUGCAGGUGGAUCAAAUCUUAAAUUCUGAAAUCACAGAGCAGCUGAAGAAGGAAGUUGUGAAUAGCCAGAAAGCAUCAAUUACUAUUGAUGAAGAUAGGCAAAGCAAGUUACAGUCUGCAUUGGGACUCUCUAUGAAGUAUGCAGAUAUACAUGAGCAGAAGAGACUUGUUGAGAUUGCGUGUAGUUGUAUGAAGAAUCAACUUCCCUCCGACACAAUGCACGCUGUUCUGCUGCUAUGUUCCAAUCUUACAAGGAAUCAUUCUGUUGCCCUUGCUUUUUUGGAUGCUGGUGGUUUAAGUCUACUUCUUUCUCUGCCAACAAGUAGCCUCUUCUCUGGGUUUGACAAUGUUGCUGCUAGUAUUGUCCGUCAUAUUCUUGAAGAUCCACAAACACUUCGGCAAGCAAUGGAAUCCGAGAUAAAACAAAAUCUUUUAGCUGUGUCCAACCGACAUCCAAAUGGAAGGGUCAAUCCUCGCAAUUUUCUUUUAAAUUUGGCUUCUGUGAUUGCUCGGGAUCCAGCAGUUUUUAUGCAAGCUGCACAAUCUGUGUGCCAAGUUGAAAUGGUAGGUGAGAGACCUUACAUUGUCUUGCUUAAAGACAAAGUGAAAGAGAAAGAAAAGGAGAAGUGUAAACCAUUGGAGAAAGAAAAAGUACAGAAUAGUGAUGGUAAGGUUGGUGUUGGGCAUACGAACACAGAAGCUUCUGGAAAUGGCCAUGGCAAAACUCACGAUUCAAAUACCAAGAGUGUCAAAGGUCAUAGAAAACCUAGUCAAAGUUUUAUUGAUGUAAUAGAACUGCUGCUUGAAUCUAUAUGCACUUUUAUUCCUCCCUUGAAGGACGACAAUGCCUCAAACGUACUUCCUGGUCCCACAACAUCAAGUGACAUGGACAUUGAUGUCUCUAUAAAUAAGGGAAAAGGAAAAGCAGUUGCAACCUCGUCUGACGGUAACGAAACCAGUAGUCAAGAGGCUUCUGCAUCACUUGCAAAGACUGUCUUUAUUUUGAAGCUUUUGACGGAGAUAUUAUUGAUGUAUUCAUCAUCAGUUCACGUUCUACUUCGACGAGAUGCUGAGUUGAGCAGCAGUAGGGUCACUUAUCAGAAGAGUCCUGUUGGUUUGAGCAUGGGUGGAAUAUUCUACCACAUUCUUCAUAAUUUUCUUCCACAUUCUCGAAACUCCAAAAGGGACAAGAAAGUUGACGGUGAUUGGAGGCAUAAACUAGCAACCAGGGCUAACCAGUUUAUGGUGGCUGCUUGUGUCCGUUCCACAGAGGCAAGGAAAAGGAUUUUUAGCGAAAUUAGUUCUAUCAUCAAUGAAUUUGUUGAUUCAAGUCAUGGCGUUAAGCCUCCGGGCAAUGAUAUUCUGGUUUUUGUUGAUCUGAUUAAUGAUGUUUUGGCUGCUCGCACACCUGCUGGUGCAUGCAUCUCAGCUGAGGCCUCUGCCACAUUUAUUGAUGCUGGUUUGGUUAAAUCAUUUACUCGUACUCUCCAAAUUUUGGACUUGGAUCAUGCUGAUUCAUCUAAAGUUGCAACUGGUAUUAUUAAAGCUCUUGAGUUGGUUAGCAAGGAGCAUGUCCAUUCAGCUGAUUCCAAUGCAGGGAAAGCAAAACCUUCUGAUCUACAACAAUCCGGAAGAAUAGAUAAUAUUAGUGAUAUGUCUCAAUCCAUGGAUAUGUCUUCUCAAGCCAAUCACGGUUCUCGUCAAGCUGACCAAGUGGGGCCUUACACAGGUCAGACCUAUGGUGGGUCUGAAGCUGUUACAGAUGAUAUGGAACAUGAUCAAGAUCUUAAUGGGAACUUUCCUCCUGCCAAUGAGGAUGAUUACAUGCAUGAAAAUUCUGAGGAUGCAAGAGAUGUUGAAAAUGGAAUGGAAAGUGUGGGUUUACAUUUGGAAAUCCAACCUCACGGCCAAGAAAAUCUUGAUGAAGAUGAUGAUGAGGAUGAUGAUAUGUCUGGAGAUGAAGGUGAAGAUGUAGAUGAAGAUGAGGAGGAGGAUGAGGAACAUAAUGAUUUGGAGCAUGAAGUCCAUCACUUGCCACAUCCUGACACAGAUCAAGAUGACCAUGAGAUUGAUGAUGAUGAUUUUGAUGAUGAAGUGAUGGAAGAAGAUGACGAGGAAGAUGAGGAGGAUGAGGAUGGUGUUAUACUCCGGCUUGAGGAGGGCAUUAAUGGAAUUAAUGUUCUUGACCAUAUUGAGGUUCUUGGCAGAGAUAAUACUUUUCCAAAUGAAGCUUUUCGUGUAAUGCCGGUCGAAGUUUUCGGAUCCAGACGUCCAGGGCGGACAACAUCUAUUUAUAGUCUUUUGGGAAGAACUGGUGCUACUGCUAUGCCUUCCCGUCAUCCACUCUUGGUUGAUCCUUCUUCCUCAUUCCCCCCCUCUAUAGGACAAUCAGAUAGUUUUCUCGAGAACAAUCCAUCAGGUUUGGAUAAUAUAUUUCGUUCACUGAGAAGUGGACGCCAUGGAAAUCGUUUGAACUUGUGGACUGAUAAUAACCAGCAGAGUGGUGGAUCAAACACUAGUGUUGUACCACAAGGUCUUGAGGAGUUGCUUGUCUCUCAAUUAAGGCAACAUGCCCCUGAAAAUUCGCCUAAUCAAGAUGUAGCAGAAGCAGGUUCUCAUGGUAAUGUUGAAAUCAGCCAGGCACAAGAUUCAGGUGGUGCAAGGCCAGAAAUACCUGUGGAAAAUAAUUCUAUUCAAGGAGUUAGUACAACGACUACUUCAAUAAUUGAUAACAGCAAUGAGGCUGAUAUUAGACCUGCGGGGACGAGGGAGCCAACAAAUGUAUCAAAUGCUCACUCACUGGCUGUUGAGAUACAAUUCGAGCAUAAUGAUGGUGCUGGGAGGGAUGUUGAAGCUGUGAGCCAAGAGAGUAGCGGUAGUGGAGCAACUUUUGGGGAAAGCCUUCGGAGCCUAGACGUUGAGAUUGGAAGUGCUGAUGGCCAUGAUGAUGGCGGCGAAAGGCCGAUUUCUGCAGACAGAAUAGCUGGUGAUUCACAGGCUGCACGCACAAGAAGAGCAAAUAUGCCUCUGGGUCACUUUCCCCCUGUUGUUGGAAGAGAUACACCUCUUCACAGCGUUGCCGAAGUAUCUGAGAAUUCAAGUCGUGAUGCAGAUCAAGCAAGUCCAGCAGCAGAGCAGCAAGUGAAUAGUGAUGCUGGAUCUGGAGCAAUUGAUCCGGCUUUUCUAGAUGCUCUUCCUGAGGAACUGCGUGCUGAAGUCCUCUCAGCUCAGCAAGGUCAAGUGGCUCAGCCACCAAAUGUCGAGUCUCAGAAUUCUGGGGAUAUUGAUCCAGAGUUCCUUGCUGCCCUCCCUCCAGAUAUUCGAGCAGAAGUUCUAGCUCAACAGCAAGCUCAGAGGUCAAAUCAGUCUCAGGAGUUGGAAGGUCAACCUGUUGAAAUGGAUACAGUCUCAAUAAUUGCAACAUUUCCUUCAGAUUUACGAGAAGAGGUUCUGUUAACUUCAUCUGAUAAUAUCCUUGCCAAUCUUACACCUGCUCUUGUUGCUGAGGCAAAUAUGUUGCGGGAGAGGUAUGCACACCGUUACAGUCGUACCCUCUUUGGUAUGUAUCCAAGAAGUCGUAGAGGUGAGACUUCAAGACGUGGUGAUGGCACUGGUUCUGGCUUAGGUGCAGUAGGGGAACCAAUUUCUUCACGCCGGUCCAGUGGAGCUAAGGUUGUUGAAGCUGAUGGAGCUCCACUAGUUGACACGGAAGCCUUGCAUGGCAUGGUUCGGUUAUUUCGCAUGGUGCAGCCACUCUAUAAAGGCCAACUGCAGAGGCUUCUUUUAAAUCUUUGUGCUCAUAGUGAAACAAGAAUAUCUUUGGUGAAAAUUCUGAUGGACUUGCUAAUGCUUGAUGUGAUAAAGCCUGUCAGUUCUUUUGGUGCCGUUGAACCACUGUAUAGAUUAUAUGGCUGUCAGAGCAAUGUAAUGUAUUCACGUCCUCAGUCUUUUGAUGGGGUACCCCCACUGCUGUCUCGACGUGUAUUGGAAACCCUCACUUAUCUUGCUCGUAAUCAUCUAUAUGUGGCAAAUAAUUUGCUUCAGUCUAGGCUUCCUUAUCCUGAGAUUAAAGAACAAAGUAAUGCUAGUGAUGCACGUGGCAAAGCUGUGAUGGUUGUUGAAGAUGAAGUCAAUAUAGGUGAAAGUAAUGAAGGUUACGUCUCUAUUGCAGUGCUUUUGGGUCUUUUGAACCAACCACUUUAUUUGAGGAGCAUAGCCCAUCUUGAGCAGCUGCUAAAUUUACUGGAUGUAAUAAUUAAUAGUGCUGGAAGCAAGUCCACUCCAUCUGAUAAACCAUCGAUUUCGACUUCACAGUCACCGCCGGGUCCUCAAAUUUCUGCUGUCGAGGCCGAAACAAAUACAGGUUCUGAUACUUUGACUUCUAUGGCUGAUGCACCUACUACAGUUAAUGAUUCAUCCAAACCCACACCGGUUGAUAAUAAUAUGGAAUCUGAGUCUCAGAGAGUAUUGAGUAAUUUGCCACAAUCUGAACUCCGGCUCCUGUGCUCGCUGCUUGCACAUGAAGGUUUGUCAGAAAAUGCAUAUACUCUUGUUGCGGAGGUAGUGCAGAAAUUGGUGGCCAUUGCUCCAACUCAUUGUCAGCUUUUUGUCACUGAGCUGGCUGAAGCAGUUCAAAAUUUAACAUCUUCUGCAAUGGCCGAGUUACAUGUAUUCGGUGAAGCUAUGAAAGCUCUUCUUAGUACCACAUCUACAGAUGGAGCUGCAAUUUUGAGAGUUUUGCAAGCCCUGAGUUCCCUUGUCACAUCACUAACUGCUGAGGAUCACGGUGAUAGAGUUACUCCUGCUGCUCUUUCAGAGGUUUGGCAAAUCAAUUCAGCAUUAGAACCAUUGUGGCACGAGCUGAGCUGUUGCAUAAGCAAAAUAGAGUCCUACUCUGAAUCUACAUCUGAGCUCUUCACCCCAUCUACAUCAUCUGCUUCUCAACCCACUGGUGCCACGCCUCCACUUCCAGCUGGCUCUCAAAAUAUCUUGCCAUACAUAGAAUCUUUCUUUGUGGUUUGUGAGAAAUUGCACCCCACACAGCUAGGUGUUAAUCAUGACUCAAGUAUUCCUGUUAUUUCUGAUGUUGAGAAUGCAAGUACAUCUGCAUCUCAGCAGAAAGUAUCCGGACUUGGUAUAAAAGUAGAUGAGAAGAAUAUGGCUUUUGUUAGGUUCUCAGAGAAGCAUAGAAAGCUUCUAAAUGCUUUUAUAAGGCAAAAUCCUGGUUUGCUUGAGAAAUCUUUCUCCCUCAUGCUGAAGGUUCCAAGAUUUAUUGAUUUUGAUAACAAACGGGCCCACUUCCGAUCAAAAAUUAAGCAUCAGCAUGACCAUCACCAUAGCCCCUUAAGAAUAUCCGUAAGAAGGGCAUAUGUUCUAGAAGAUUCUUAUAACCAGCUUCGCAUGAGACCAACUCAAGAUUUGAAGGGAAGGCUGACUGUUCACUUUCAAGGAGAGGAAGUCGGCAAUGAGUCAACAUUCCAACCAAAUCCUAACUCUGUUUAUCAAACAGAACAUUUAUCUUAUUUCAAGUUUGUUGGUAGAGUGGUUAGUAAAGCACUAUUUGACGGUCAACUUUUGGAUGUCCAUUUUACUCGCUCGUUCUACAAGCACAUACUUGGGGUCAAAGUUACAUACCAUGAUAUUGAAGCCAUUGAUCCUGACUAUUUCAAAAAUUUGAAAUGGAUGCUUGAGAAUGAUAUCAGCGAUAUUUUGGAUCUUACUUUUAGCAUUGACGCAGAUGAGGAAAAACUAAUCUUAUAUGAACGGACAGAAGUGACUGAUUAUGAGUUGAUUCCUGGUGGACGGAAUAUCAAAGUUACUGAAGAGAACAAGCAUCAGUAUGUUGAUUUGGUUGCUGAGCAUCGGUUGACAACUGCUAUUCGACCUCAAAUAAAUGCUUUCUUGGAAGGGUUCAGUGAAUUAAUUCCAAGAGAGUUGAUAUCCAUAUUCAAUGACAAAGAGCUGGAGUUAUUGAUCAGUGGGCUUCCUGAUAUUGAUUUGGAUGACUUGAGAGCAAAUACAGAAUAUUCUGGAUAUAGUGCUGCAUCGCCAGCUAUUCAAUGGUUUUGGGAGGUUGUCCAAGAUUUAAGCAAAGAAGACAAGGCCCGGCUUUUGCAAUUUGUGACUGGCACAUCCAAGGUGCCUUUAGAAGGUUUUAGUGCUCUACAAGGAAUUUCAGGUUCCCAGAAGUUUCAGAUACAUAAAGCAUACGGAAGUCCUGAUCACUUGCCUUCUGCUCAUACUUGUUUCAAUCAAUUGGAUUUGCCGGAGUAUCCAUCUAAACAACAUUUGGAAGAGAGGUUACUGCUAGCUAUUCAUGAAGCAAGUGAGGGAUUUGGAUUUGGUUAA